Wallemia ichthyophaga EXF-994 is the source of this 390-nucleotide messenger RNA. RefSeq lists its product as uncharacterized. The transcript is spliced from 5 exons. Bases 1 to 390 code for a protein of 129 amino acids. Lineage: Eukaryota; Fungi; Basidiomycota; Wallemiomycetes; Wallemiales; Wallemiaceae. The record is from RefSeq and is a predicted model, not a curated record.
AUGAUAUAUUGGCUACCCGCGAUACCACCAUCAGAGAGCUCAUUCUUCUUCUUCAGCACUCUCUACCAGAGCACCAACGCAAUCCUCGAGCAAUAUACGAGGUGUAUUUACGUCGAUAUGAAAUCCAUGUUUCAUAGAGAAAGGGAUUUAGGCCGUUUCAGUCUCUGUGUGAAGAACUAUAGCGACAAAUAUGACGACGCCGAUACACUCGAAGAUGCACGCAUCUUCCCAGGUGAUUAUCUCUCUGUACACCUCCAUUUGCCAGGUCAAGCUCAACGCAGACCGCCUCCUCCGCCUAAUAGCGGAUCUUUAACUGCUGGUCACAGUGGUGGUUAUGGUGGACAAUCUAUGCGUAGACCUUUAGAUAAUGGUUGGGCGAGUAGAAGGUAG